AUGGCAAACAUUUUCAUGCCAAAACAAUGGAUAAAUAUUAUUUGGUUAGUAACCAUUAUAAAUUUGGAUAGUUUUAAUACAGUUAAAGGAAAUAAAAAAGUGGAAAAACAAGUGACACCUUCAAUUCCAAAUGUAAGAAAAUAUCUCUGUUGUGUCAGGCAAAAAAAAAUGAUAGACGUUGGCCACGGUAUAUCUGGUGAAGUAAUUCAAAUUGAUACUGGAUAUUGCAAAAGCUUUUGUCAUCGACAUUUUGUUGAUGAUUCCGGAGAUCUUAGUCGGCCUGCGAUUCAGAAAUGCAUGCCAAACACGCAAUGUCGUCCAAGAACAGCAAGAUUAGAUAGAAUUUCAACAAUAGAAGGUGUUAAAACGAUUGAAGUUAUCGAUAGUUGCGAUUGUUCUACAGGGCAAAAAUGUCGACGAGACGUAUAUUCACAAAUUUUGUAUAUGGGAACUCCGUAUCAAGUUGAAAUAGAUGUGGGUAUUUGUGUUGGUCGGUGCAAAAAAUUUCAUUGCAGACCAACUAAAAAUUCUUCCGUUAGUAUACAUGGACCAAAUGGUGACGAAGUUCAUCAAGUUAUAGAAAGAUGUAGUUGCACUGGAAGUUGUCAUAGAAUGGACCGUGUAGAGACAAUAUUGGACUUUAGUGGUAUUGAAAUAAAAGAAGACAUGAAUAUAGCGGAGGCCAAACCAAUACUGAGACAAAUAAAUAUCGGUCAAUGUGUUGGAGAAUGUUCUGGCAAUACUACGGAAACGUGUAUAUUACGAGAUAAGAAGAAUCCUACAAAGUGCCUUGCUGCUGUUUAUUCCAAGAAUCAAAAUUGCAUUGCUGUAAAAUUUAAGGUUCACGAAUAUAGAACACGGCGAGGAAUGAAAAGAGAUAUUAUCCAAAUACUUCAAUGUGCGUGUGUUUAGUUUAAUU
Messenger RNA from Ceratosolen solmsi marchali, 919 nucleotides. RefSeq lists its product as uncharacterized. The record is from RefSeq and is a predicted model, not a curated record. Bases 1 to 912 code for a protein of 303 amino acids. NCBI's taxonomy places the organism in Eukaryota, Metazoa, Arthropoda, Insecta, Hymenoptera, Agaonidae. The transcript has 8 exons.